Sphenostylis stenocarpa is the source of this 1734-nucleotide messenger RNA. NCBI's taxonomy places the organism in Eukaryota, Viridiplantae, Streptophyta, Magnoliopsida, Fabales, Fabaceae. The record is from the annotation of a GenBank genome assembly.
AUGGAUGGUUCAACCUCAAAGCCCAGUGGUAACACUACAAGCGUUGGUUUGGUUAAAGCUGUUGUUAACUUAUAUGGUAUCAGGGUUGCAGAUGUUAACACUCCUAUGCUUAAACCGGAUUUCUCAAUUAAGAGCUCUCCAAAAGUAAAAGAACUACACAGAACAAGAAGGGAUAUUGUCUUGUACAGAGAGAGGAAACAAAGUGCAGAAUCUGUAAAAGCUCAAGCAGAAACUGAGCUUUCUACUGCUAAAAAGACGGUGAAAGAUCUUUUCUCUAUGAUCAGGGAAUCUAGCUUCAAGGGAAAAACCCAAAUGAGAGACAUGACAUCACUAGUGUAUAAGAACCCAAGCAAGAAUGAUAGUGAUAAUAAGUAUUCACGAGUGAUGAGAGAAUUAGAAAUUGCUAAAAAAGAAUUGUUUCAACUUAAGCUCGACAUGGAUUCUAUUUUGGAAGAGAAAUUGAGAGCAGAGAAGGAAAUUGAAGCAUUGAGAUCCAACAUGUUGUCAUGCUCAAGAAUUGCACAAAAAUUGAUGGAGGAGAUUGAAGCAACCAAUGAAGAACAAGUAGUAGUUGAAUUGGCCCGGAUGGACGCUUUGAAAGAAAUAAGAGACAUCGAAGCCCUUGAAAAUGCAAGAAACAAGUUGAAAGAGGCCAUCGUGGAAAUAGAUGAGUCAAAAGAUCUUGAAAUUAAAUUGGCCACAACAUUGUCUGAUAUUGAUAUCAUGAAGAAUAAAUUGAAGUUGGUGAAUAAAAAGGUUGAAAGUGGUGAGAGCAUGGAGCAUAUGGAAGGAGAAUCAAGAGAUGUUGCUGUUUUAAAGACUAUAAAAGAAGAAAUAGAGGCGACAAAGAAAGAUUUAGCUUUGAUUAGAGAUCAAGGUUUUAAGUUCAUGGCCUCUAUGGAUGUUACAAGAAAUGAGUUGAAGCAAAUGAAAGCCAAAACUGUUCAAUCUAAGAAUAUAGAAUCAAAAAUAGGUACAAAAGUUAGAAAUGUGAGCUACAAGCUUUUGAGAGCAAAAUCUAAGCUAGAAGCGGUGUCUGCUAGUGAGGAAAGGGCCAAAUCAAUAGUUAUUAACUUGUCACAAACUCUUGAUAAAUUCAUGUCCGAAAUAGAAGUAACAAAAAAAGAGAAAGAGCUUAUAAAAGAAGAGAUUACAACCACUAAAGAAGAGAUAAAAAAGGCUUUGUUGGAGAUAAACGAGAAUGAGGAAAGAUUACAAGGUGCCAUGCAAGAGUUAGAAAUAGUGAACUCAUCGGAAGCCUUAGCCUUAGAGAAGUUGAAGAUUUUGACAGAGAAUGCCAUGAGAGAGAGAAGUUUAUCAAAGCAUAACUCCUUGAUUAUGAUAUCAAAGUUUGAAUAUGAGUAUUUGACUAACCAUGCAACCGAGGCAAAAGAAAUUGCUGACAAGAAAGUUGAAGCAGCUAAGGCGUGGUUUGAAGCUAUGAAGGCCAAGGAGAAGGAGACAACGAUGAAGACCAAGAUAGCUGCGGCAAAGCUGGAAGUGUAUGCUAAAGAAAAGAUGGUUCCAAAGAGAGUUAACAAUGAAGAGUUGCAACAUGUCUCGUUAAGAAAGAGCAAAAAAUAUGAAGGUAGUAUGACACCUUCUAGGGGAUAUAAGUUUCAGAAGGCAUCUUCACCUGGAUCUCGUCCUGUGAGUCCUUUCAUUGUUAAGAAGAAAAUGAAGGUAAUACCAAAUUGGACCAAGAUUUUUAAAGGGAAGAAAGAAAAACACUAG